CUGGGAGUAGAUGACCAUGGAAAUAGUUUGUUUUCUAUCUACAGAAAUGGAAAGCUGAUUAAUUUGAUUAGGUAUUUUCCUAUCAUUUAGACAAAUAAUUUAGAGGAAAUGAACUUGUAAAACAGAAAUGGAGCAAAAGAAGAGUACACACAAAGGUGUGUCCAUCAAAGACUUACCGCUUCUCUUCUGUGGAGUUCUGCUAGCAUCUAUUAUCAUCUCUACCGUCCUUAUCUACAUCUAUGACCAAGGUUUUAGAAUCAGCGUUAGAGAUGUAUUCUUGUUGUACCACUAUGGCAUCCGAGGUUCCAGGAGUUGGCAGAUGGCGGACAAAGACCAUCUGAAGGCCUGCGAGGGCCCAGGAGUGUCCGAGGCUAAACCAAGCACAAAGUAUGACUUGACACUGUUUGGUCCCUACACCUUCGAACCAACUUUCCGUAACCCGUGUUGGUACCAGGUACAGGGAGGUAACCACUCUCUCGCCCCACACCUGCGUUGUCUCCCCUUCUUCUACCUGGCGGGGUUCCCCAAGUGUGGGACAACCGACCUGUACUUCAGGCUUACUCAGCAUCAGCACAUCGUACGGACUCCUAGGAAGGAGCCUCACUGGAUCACCAGAGGGCGCUACGACAACCCAGACCUUCAGAAGUACACCAGUUUUUUUGCAAAGGCACUGAAGGCCGGAGUAAGAUUAAUGAUUCACGGAUGGUUGGUGAACCAAAUCCAAACAUUGUGGCUUUGUGUGUAUUUGUAUGUGUAUGUUUGUGUGUGUUGGUCCCGCAAAGGAGAUGGAAGUGCUUCCACUUUUUGGGAUAACAACAGUUGGUACCUGUUGCCUGGCAACGAGAACUGCUCGGAGCCUAGAGUCAUUAACGCUGAUUACAUACGUCACUUAAAUCCUAAUGUCAAGGUGGUAGUCAUUCUGAGGAACCCUGCUGACAGACUGUACUCUGACUAUUGUUAUUUCACGACGAAUCCUACAAAAGCGGAAUUUCACACUAAGGUAGUGGAGCAGAUCCGGCAGCUACGAGAGUGUUUUGUGUCUAACUCCUUGAGACAAUGUGUUUACAACUCUUCCAUAAAUAAGCACUGCAGGAUUCAUGUUGGCCUUUAUCACAUCUACAUAGAGGAUUGGCUGAAACGUUUCUCACGUGACCAAAUCCAUGUGCUGCGAUUGGAGGACUUAAGUGCAAAUGUAACACAGGAGGUGCUCAAGAUUUACCAGUUUCUUGGCCUUGACUCUCCAACUGAAGAAGCCAGGGAAGCAAUGCUUCAUGGCCUGCCAAAGAACAAGGGAAAGAAACGAACUGCUACUGGUGCGAUGCUGAGAGAAACAAAAGAGAUUUUACUCAGUUUUUACCUUCCUUUCAACAAACGUCUCGCAUGGGUCCUCAAUGACAAUAGAUAUCUGUGGAGCUGACAACUGCUUCUACAAAUGCAGGUUGUGCCUCAUUUUUGUUUGUUUACAGCUGAUUUGUCACUUGCCGAACCCAGCGAAAGAGAUGAAGGCAAACGUUGGCAAGCCUUUUUGUCCUUCUGAUGAUGUGAUAUAUGAAGGCAACUGAUUUUUUCUACCGGGGUUUACAAUAUAAACCUGGACACUGAUUCUAAUAUUCCAGGGCGGGACACAUCGUGUCGUAUCUGUAACGGUAAACGCACGAUGUACGAUGUAAAUGUACUGACGUCAUGGUUGUCUGUCGUCUGUAACAGUCAAAUAAAGUGUGUUUUUGUUUCCGUGAACAAAUAAAGUAAAUUGAAAGUAGAGGGGAUGGGUAAGCCCAUGAUUAUUUGUCGUUUCACGAAACCCAGAAAAAGUAAUAAUUAUUAGGAUUGUAGCGAUAGCACCGAAGUGCCCUUUCACUAACGCCGGCUGUGGAAGUCCCAUCAAACAACUAGGCAACAAUACAGAUGUUACUCUGGUCCCGGGUGUGGUUUUGGAUUAUUUCAAACCAGUCGACACGGUCUUCUUUGAUAUACAAGACGAUCUUCCGACCGUGACGCAACUGUACGCAAGCCUUCAAAAGGUUACAAAGUCAAGAGACCUCGGUAUUGACAUGUCCUGAGUCUGAUUUCAGCUCGGCGAAGAAAGGGCACACUCUUAAUUUCUUAGAUAACAAGAAUAUUUUUUGCAGCAGAGAUUUCUGAACUAUGAGUAACAGUAACUAAGAUCCAACCAUCGACAGCUGACGAACACAAACUGGAUAGACAGAAGAAGACAUAAAAAUAAAAUAAACCUAGACAGGAAAUUAUCAGUCGAAAAAUCGAGAUAUCACUUA
This is a messenger RNA of Pomacea canaliculata, 2273 nucleotides long. Its product is annotated as carbohydrate sulfotransferase 15-like. Gene Ontology annotation, biological process: hexose biosynthetic process. The transcript has 7 exons. The record is from RefSeq and is a predicted model, not a curated record. Bases 128 to 1417 code for a protein of 429 amino acids. Gene Ontology annotation, molecular function: N-acetylgalactosamine 4-sulfate 6-O-sulfotransferase activity. Lineage: Eukaryota; Metazoa; Mollusca; Gastropoda; Architaenioglossa; Ampullariidae.